Molecule: messenger RNA, 939 nt
Organism: Rattus rattus (black rat)
Lineage: Eukaryota; Metazoa; Chordata; Mammalia; Rodentia; Muridae
Product: taste receptor type 2 member 103
Exons: 1
Coding region: 1-939 (312 amino acids)
Biological process (GO): sensory perception of taste; G protein-coupled receptor signaling pathway; detection of chemical stimulus involved in sensory perception of bitter taste
Cellular component (GO): membrane
Molecular function (GO): bitter taste receptor activity; G protein-coupled receptor activity
Source: RefSeq, a predicted model, not a curated record
AUGGUGGUGACAAUGAGGGCUGUCCUACGGCUAAUGUUGAUAAGUACUAUAAGUCUGGAGCUCAUCAUAGGAAUCUUAGCCAAUGUAUUCAUAGCUCUGGUGAACAUCAUAGACUGGGUUAAAAGAGGAAAGAUCUCUGCAGUGGAUAAGAUCUACAUGGGCCUGGCCAUCUCCAGGACUGCUUUUGUAUUGUCAAUAAUCACAGGGUUCUUGAUAGCAUUUUUGGACCCAGCUUCAUUGGGAAUUGGAAUAAUGAUAAGACUCUUUACUAUGUCCUGGACAGUGACCAAUCAUUUCAGUGUCUGGUUUGCUACAUGCCUCAGCAUCUUUUAUUUUCUGAAGAUAACCAAUUUCUCAAACACCGUUUUCCUUGCCCUCAAAUGGAAAGUUAAAAAAGUGGUUUCGGUGACAUUGGUGGUGUCUCUGAUCAUCUUGUUUAUAAACGUUAUAGUCAUACACAUAUACACUGAUAGAUUUCAAGUGAGCAUGGUCCAGAAGUGUGGUACAAAUAACACUUUAAGAGCUUAUGGGCUCUUUCUAUCCAUUAGCACGGUGUUUACAUUCAUCCCAUUCACUGCAUCCCUGACAAUGUUUCUUCUGCUCAUCUUCUCCCUGUGGAGACACCUGAAGACCAUGCACCACAAUGCCACAGGCUCCAGAGAUGUCAGCACCGUGGCCCACAUAAAAGGCUUGCAAACUGUGGUCGCCUUCCUGUUACUGUAUACUGUUUUUGCUAUGUCACUUUUUUCACAGUCGUUGAGUAUUGAUGUUCAACAUACAAAUCUUCUUUCUCAUUUUUUACGGUGUAUCGGAGUAGCUUUCCCCUCUGGCCACUCCUGUGCCCUGAUCCUGGGAAACAAUAAACUGAGGCAGGCCUCUCUUUCUGUGAUAUUUUGGCUGAGGUGUAAGUACAAACAUACAGAGAAUCAGGGUCCCUAA